Coccinella septempunctata (seven-spotted ladybird) is the source of this 678-nucleotide messenger RNA. RefSeq lists its product as uncharacterized. The record is from RefSeq and is a predicted model, not a curated record. Lineage: Eukaryota; Metazoa; Arthropoda; Insecta; Coleoptera; Coccinellidae. The transcript has 2 exons. The coding region runs from base 60 to 500 and encodes 146 amino acids.
UCAGCAUCAGUUGUCAGUGUUGAUUGUCAAUAAGUUGAAAAUUAUGAAAAAAACCUCCAAUGGAAAGGAAUACUUUUGGUGAAAGUUGUUCUGUAGAAAAUGAUCAAUCUUCACACAUUUCCCUGACCGCAAAACAAGGUUUUAUGGAUAUUACUACACCAUUAGAGAUCAGUGCUAUCGAAGUUGAGAGUUGGAGUGACUUAGAGGAAAAAAUAUUGAACAUAUUCAACAACAAAGUGAGAAAUGAGGACAAGCAACUAUUCGUCCUGUAUCAGAACAAGUUGUUCUCAACAACUCCCUCCUCAUCCUCCAACAGUCUUUAUGAAGAGAGUGAAGAAGACGAUAACAUGUACGAAGAAAUUGUUCAAACCUUUAACCUUGCUACCCAACAGGAGGCAGAAGUUGUGAUGCUUCCUGACCAGAAAACUUGGAAAAGGAUGUGGAAAUACUUGAAGAAAGUAUUGAAAAUAAGAAAAAGAAAUAGGAAUGGUUGUUCAUGAUAAAUUAGGUUCUAUGUUUUAUGUGAAGGACUCGAAAUACAUGUUGGUUUCAACAACUCGUGCGAGUAUGUUAUCUGAGAAGAUUUGUAACUUGGGUCAUUCUAGGAUCGCAUAUUAAUCGUGGGCCAUGUAUUACGGAGUUUUUCGUUUACGAAUAAAUGAGAAAUCUUGAGUGUUA